Xyrauchen texanus (razorback sucker) is the source of this 1356-nucleotide messenger RNA. RefSeq names its product PIN2 (TERF1) interacting telomerase inhibitor 1 (gene pinx1). The coding region runs from base 25 to 1182 and encodes 385 amino acids. Lineage: Eukaryota; Metazoa; Chordata; Actinopteri; Cypriniformes; Catostomidae. The transcript is spliced from 7 exons. The record is from RefSeq and is a predicted model, not a curated record. Gene Ontology annotation, biological process: regulation of ribosome biogenesis. Gene Ontology annotation, molecular function: telomerase inhibitor activity; nucleic acid binding. Gene Ontology annotation, cellular component: nucleolus.
CCAAGUGUUCGAGGACCCCUCAAGAUGUCCAUGCUCGCCGAACCUCGUCGUAAACAGAAGUGGUCUGUUGACCCCAGAAACAGUGCAUGGAGCAAUGAUGAGUCCAAAUUUGGACAGAAGAUGCUGGAACGCAUGGGCUGGUCCAAAGGAAAGGGUCUUGGCAAAAGUGAACAGGGGUCCACAGAACACAUAAAGGUUAAAAUCAAGAACAACAGCCUGGGUCUGGGCACUUCAGUAAACAAUGAGGACAACUGGAUUGCCCAUCAGGAUGAUUUUAAUCAACUCCUUGCUGAGCUAAACAACUGCCAUGGACAAAACCAGACAAACGAGCCCACACAUGAUCAUGCACAGGGUUUCAGUCUAGAGGAGAAAUCUAAAACAUCUAAGAAAAGGGUCCAUUACAUGAAAUUCACUAAGGGAAAGGACUUGUCCAGUCGCAGUGAAUCAGACCUGGCUUGUAUUUUUGGGAAGAGAUCGAAAAGAGAAACAAGAAACCAAGAUGAGGAAAGCAGUGGGCCUGACUCUCAGGAAGAGAGAGAGGGGGUCAAUGAGACAGAAAAUAACCCCAACCCAGUGGAGCAACUAAAUACAGUGACCAGCACACUGACCAUGCAAGAGUACUUCUCCCAGCGGAUGGCCCAACUCAAGAAGGCUCAGGUGGGCAGUGACUCAGCAGCAUCUUCACCUGGGUUCAGCAGCAAGGCUUCAGCUGCCUCCUUGGAUGGCUCCCCAAACACCAGAGAUAUCGAACAGUCUAAAAAGAAGAAAAGUAAGAAAAUAGUCAGAGAUGGCACUGAGGAAAUAGUAGAGGAUGUUGCACUGACCUCAGUAAAGAAAGACAGCCUUGAAGAGCCAAGUCGCUCAGAGAAAAAGAAGAAAAAGAACAAGAGAAGGCGAGAGGAGAGGGGUGAGGAUAGAGGUGAAGUGUGCAGCGCCUCUACUGUAACGGAUGAUGCUGCUGAGGAAGAGGCUCUAAGCUCAGAGAGGAGGAAGAUGAUAAAAACAUCUCCAGAGAUUCAUGCAGAGACAUUUGAAGAACAUAAAAUGGUAGAAAUAGAAAAUGUAGACCUUGAAGUUUCUGAUAAAAAGAAAAAAAAGAAGAAAAAGAGAAAGCAGCAGCAGGAGGAGAGAGUGACUGAGGAAAUCAUGCCCAAAAAGGACAAGAAAAAGAAGAGAAAUUAGGACGAAUUAUGUUUUCUAGUUCUUGUUACUCUUGAAAGGUCAGCUUUUUAAUACCGUGACCAUUUUAAUAUUGAGAACCAAAAUGAAGCCCAUGAAUUUAUUAAAUCCAUUAUUUGUUUUUUUCUCUAUAUUUAAAUUGAAUGACAAACAUCAUUAAAAAUGAUCUCAACUGUA